AUGAACUUUAGUGACGGACGCGGACGAAGACUCAACCCCAGAAGAGAACACACCCCAACUGUUUUUGUGGAUGGAAGCUGCAAAAAUAACGGGAGAGAUGGUGCAAAAGCUGGAUAUGGAGUUUACUGGGGACCUCAGAACCCACUAAAUGUAAGUGAGAGGGUUUCUGGACGACAGACAAACCAAACAGCAGAAUUGAAGGCAGCCCACAAAGCAAUUGAACAAGCAAAGAGCCAAAAUAUGGAUAAACUCAUUAUCGAAACUGACAGCAAGUUUGUCAUCAAAGGUAUGACUCAAUGGAUAGGUAAUUGGAAACAAAAUGGAUGGAAAACAGCUUCUGGAAGAGAUGUUGUCAACAGAAGUGAUUUUGAGAAGAUUGAUCAAGCUUCCCAAGGCAUGGAUAUUCAGUGGAAGUAUGUUCCUGGCCAUCGAGGCAUCAGAGGCAAUGAAGAAGCGGAUAGAUUGGCCACAGAAGGCUCUAGAAAAUAA
Messenger RNA from Orycteropus afer afer, 489 nucleotides. Its product is annotated as ribonuclease H1-like. Bases 1 to 489 code for a protein of 162 amino acids. NCBI's taxonomy places the organism in Eukaryota, Metazoa, Chordata, Mammalia, Tubulidentata, Orycteropodidae. The record is from RefSeq and is a predicted model, not a curated record. Gene Ontology annotation, molecular function: RNA-DNA hybrid ribonuclease activity; nucleic acid binding. Gene Ontology annotation, biological process: DNA replication, removal of RNA primer. The transcript has 6 exons.